UACAUCAUAAUACAGCGCGGUGACUGCAAGUGAAAAACAGAGUCAGUUCGACAUCACAGGCUCGCCUCUUUUUUUUGUAUUGUCGUGUCAACAUGUCCGGAAGGGGGAAAACCGGAGGAAAGGCCCGAGCUAAGGCUAAGUCUCGUUCUUCCCGAGCUGGACUUCAGUUUCCAGUGGGUCGUGUCCACAGACUGUUACGCAAAGGGAACUACGCAGAGCGGGUGGGCGCGGGGGCGCCCGUGUAUCUGGCCGCGGUGCUGGAAUACCUCACGGCUGAAAUCCUCGAGCUGGCCGGAAACGCGGCGAGAGACAACAAGAAGACGAGGAUCAUCCCCCGCCAUCUUCAGCUCGCCGUCCGCAACGACGAGGAGCUCAAUAAACUUUUGGGUGGCGUUACCAUCGCCCAGGGCGGAGUGUUGCCCAACAUUCAGGCCGUCCUUCUGCCCAAGAAAACCGAGAAACCAGCCAAGAGCAAGUGAUGAGUUUCGAGGACACAGACAUCACGGCUUCGGUGCCACCAUUUUGAGUCUCUAAAGUAGUAACACGUUAUUGUUUUGUUUUCCUUCUUGCUCUGAUUCUGCAUUGUCUUAAGGUGUAAAGAACCCAGUGAUGCUGUUGAUGUACUGUAUCUCGAAGAAAUGGCUUGUGUAUAUAAAUAUAUACACACACACACACGUAUAUUCACAUCGAUCCGGAUGAACGGCGGACAUGUUCAACCUGCAGCCGGGGAACAAAGGUGGACUUGGAGCGGAUUAAACACCACAAAUACACGGGCUGAGCAUUUACAUACACUCUUGGUAGUUUUUAGACCAGUGCUUAUUGUCGUUCUUUCUGCUUUUAAAACCAUAUUGUAAUUUUUUUUUUUUUUCCUUUUCUGUUUAAUUCAAUAAAUGUUUGAGAGCCUGAGGAAGGCACCAAACUC
Molecule: messenger RNA, 922 nt
Organism: Silurus meridionalis
Lineage: Eukaryota; Metazoa; Chordata; Actinopteri; Siluriformes; Siluridae
Product: histone H2A
Exons: 1
Coding region: 93-479 (128 amino acids)
Cellular component (GO): nucleosome
Molecular function (GO): DNA binding; structural constituent of chromatin; protein heterodimerization activity
Source: RefSeq, a predicted model, not a curated record